This is a messenger RNA of Closterium sp. Naga37s-1, 1185 nucleotides long. The record is from the annotation of a GenBank genome assembly. Lineage: Eukaryota; Viridiplantae; Streptophyta; Zygnematophyceae; Desmidiales; Closteriaceae.
AUGGACGCGAUUUUCGCGCGGCUUUUCCCCGCUCCCAAGGGCCCGCACCCGCAGGGGAAUGGCGCUCCCGAUGGGCGCGGAAAGGAUGGGCGCAGCGGGGCGAAAGCGAGUAACGAGGGCGUUCUGCGCACUGGACUGCUGGCCGGUAAGGACCUCUCCGCCUCUCUGCUCACCGUCUCCCUCCCUCCCUCCCUCCCUCCCUCCCUCCCUCCCUCCCUCCCUCCCUCCCUCCCUCCCUCCUUCACUCCCCGCCUCCCUCGUUUUCCUCCCCCUUUCCCUCCUUCACUCCUCCCCUCCUCCCACUCUCUCUCCCCAGCGUCCGCCUUCGCAGCGGGCUCUGGCCUGCUGCUCGCCGCACACCACCGCACCUCACCACUCGCCCUCGCAGCCGACCCUACCGACACGCAGCAGCAGGUGCGUGCGGCCUCCACCAUGCUGCCACUUGGCAGCCUCGCAGUGGCCGUGGCUGACGUGGCAGCAGAAGCGCUGCCAACAGUGCGUGAGCCGGGCACAGGCGUGGAGUUCCCCGUGUUGCUGAGCGACGAUGCGGGGGAGGGGGAGAAGGUGGAGAAGGAGGUGAAGAAGGGGAAGAAAGGGGGGAAGGAGGGGAAGGCGGUGCCGUCGGAUCGCACGCUGGCGGGCGUUGGGGUGCGCAACAAGAACCUGCUGGGGCUGAAGAACAUCAAGGUGUAUGCGUAUGGCGUGUAUGUGGACGAGGCGGCCCUGAAAAAGCAGCUGAGCAGCAAGUACGGGGGGAUGAAGGGGGAGGCGCUCAAAGGCAGCCGGUGGCUCGUGGAGGACGCCAUCACCGCUGACGUCACCAUGGCCGUGCGCCUCGUCAUCUUCUACAGGCAUCUGAAGAUGGGGCAGGUGCGGGAGGCGUUCAACGAUUCCCUGGGGGGCCGCAUGAAGGAGCUCAGUGGGGGGGUGCCGCAGACCGACCUGCUGCACAGUUUCACCAAGUGGUUCACCAACGACAUCAAGCUGCAUCGGGGCACGGUCAUUGACAUAACUCGCCGCCCAGGCCAUGUGCUAGAGACAAAGAUUGAUGGCAAGUACAUGGGAUCCACUAAGAGCGCGCUUAUAUCCCGAGCGCUCUUUGAGCUCUAUGUGGGGGACAAGCCGUUUGACAAGAAGGCACGCGAGGGGCUGGUGGACAAACUCAUUUCCGUCGUGCACUCCUAG